GGCUCAUCCUGGGCUUGACAGCUGUCACUGUGCGCCGAGGUCAAGGCAAAGAAGCAUGGCGGCGUUGUUUAGAGGGUCACGAAAUGUAUUGUUAAGGUGGAAUAAGCAUGUCGACCUUGCCCACGUGUCAAUGCGAUCAAUGGCUUCAAAAACACCAGUGGGGUUUAUUGGUCUGGGAAACAUGGGCAGCCCCAUGGCCAAGAACUUGUUAAAAAAUGGUUAUCCCGUUAUUGCCACUGACGUCUUCCCAGAGUCCUGCAAGGAGCUGCAGGACCUUGGUGCUCAGGUGUUGGACUCCCCAGCAGAUGUGGCAGAGAAAGCAGACCGCAUCAUCACAAUGCUGCCAUCAAGUCCCAACGUCAUAGAGGUCUACACUGGCCCAAAUGGCAUCCUUAAGAAGGUGAAGAAGGGAACGCUGUUGAUUGACUCCUCCACCAUUGACCCUUCAGUCUCAAAAGAGAUGGCGGUAGCUGCAGAGAAGAUGGGUGCCGUUUUCAUGGACGCCCCUGUGUCGGGAGGUGUCGGGGCUGCCAGCCUGGCCAAACUAACCUUCAUGGUAGGUGGAGUGGAGGAGGAAUACAACGCUGCACAGGAGCUGCUCACCUGCAUGGGAGCCAAUGUUGUCUACUGUGGACAGGUUGGCACUGGGCAGGCAGCAAAGAUCUGCAACAACAUGCUGCUGGCCAUUGGGAUGAUUGGGACCGCGGAGACCAUGAACCUCGGCAUUAGACUUGGUUUGGACCCAAAGCUGCUGGCAAAGAUCCUCAACAUGUCGUCUGGUCGUUGCUGGUCCAGCGACACUUACAACCCGGUCCCUGGAGUCAUGGAUGGAGUCCCCUCUGCCAACAACUACCAGGGCGGCUUUGGAACUACACUAAUGGCAAAGGAUCUCGGUUUAGCUCAAAACACUGCCACCAACACGAAGACGCCCGUCCCUCUGGGCUCCCUCGCCCACCAGAUCUUCCGAGUCAUGUGCUCCCGCGGUUACGCUAACAAGGACUUCUCAUCUGUCUUCCAAUUCCUGCGUGAGGAGGAAGGACAGUGAACGUAGGGAGGAGGGGGACAGUUAACUGUGAUUUUAGCAUACGCAUACACACACACACACACACACACACACACACACACACACACACACACACACACACACACACACACACACACACACACACACACACACCCCAGUGCCCCUUAUCCCACAAUGCUCAGGAGAGACUAAGGCCUUGCCCUCAGGCAAAGAUGUACAAUCCAAUUAACAUACUGUAUGUCGACAUGUGUCCCCCCCCUCAUUGCAUUAGCUGAAUCAUACUCUCCAUUCAUGGCUCCCCCUCCAAAUUGUGGGGAAAUGCUAAAACUGACCUUAGAUACGUGUCUGGAGACAAAGCAACGCUCUCUCACCAGUCAGAGCUGAUUGGCCAGAGCGGGAGGGGGAAGUGAGAGGUAGGAGGAGGCGCUGCAGAUUUACAUGUAACAAGGCAGACGCAUGUGUUUUUUUCAGGAAAGAUUGCAAAGUAAUCAUUGCGUGAAUGUUGAACGUAUGUUUUUGUCAAAUUUGUGCUUUUUGCCUGUUACCCAAGGAUCUAUCCCUGUUUGAUGAUAAAGGUGAACAAAAAAAUGAGAUAAGAACAAAAUAAAAACAAGAUGGGCUAAACUAAUGGGGGAAAUAAAUCACAUUCACAGCACUACAUUCAAGGAAACCAAAACUGUCCAUACCAUGGGCACAGAGUUCACUUGUUACAUUUCUUUGUUUCUGGCUGGAUGGUGGUGUCCGUCUCUCCCCCGGGUGCCUCCUCAGACAUCCUACCAGCACACAAACUAGUUCAUUGCAUAAUUAAAUCAUCCAGUUUUUUUACACAGUUACAGUAUUUUCAAGUCUCGGUCACUACAUUUAAGUCUCACUGGAUCAACCAGCUCUGCUCUACUGUACCAUGAGAUAAAUAUCCUGGUUAUUUUUGCACUGUGUGCAUCGCGGUGUGAUGUGCUGGCUUAUUUUGAUACAGAUACCCUUUAAACUUACCUCCUCUUCUCUGCUGUCCGCAUCUGUUUAUCGAGCCACUGGAGUAUUAUUCCGCGACCAACACUGUUUCAAUUUUAUACCGCACAUUAACUGCACAUUGUUGUUCCCAGUGUCCAGCACGUUCUCUUACCCGUUUAACUUCACUUAAAGUCUAUCCUCCUCCUCGCAUAGUGUACGACGUCUGUGUGAAGUGUAAGUGAGGAACGCCUCCACCCUGCUGUGAGCAAAUGUACAUAAUGUAUAUUUUAUAAUAUUGUGUGGUAUUGAAGAGGAAUCUAAAAGAACUGUCACCCUUUUUUUUUUUUUUUGUUUCUACAGUUUGUCUUUGCUCUGUGAAACAGAUCCUCGGUCAGUAGCCUAAAAUAAAAGAUGUUCUGUGAA
Messenger RNA from Scophthalmus maximus (turbot), 2395 nucleotides. RefSeq names its product 3-hydroxyisobutyrate dehydrogenase a (gene hibadha). NCBI's taxonomy places the organism in Eukaryota, Metazoa, Chordata, Actinopteri, Pleuronectiformes, Scophthalmidae. Gene Ontology annotation, biological process: L-valine catabolic process. The transcript is spliced from 8 exons. The record is from RefSeq and is a predicted model, not a curated record. Gene Ontology annotation, cellular component: mitochondrion. Bases 56 to 1045 code for a protein of 329 amino acids. Gene Ontology annotation, molecular function: 3-hydroxyisobutyrate dehydrogenase activity; NADP binding; NAD binding.